AUGCUUUGCAGCUAUGUUUUGUUUGUGCGCAAGAACGCGCUACAGGUGCUUAUACCUAAGUAUGGACUGGAAGGCACACUCUAUCUGAAGGGUGAUAAGGAUGGCAAGGAUGGUUUGGAGCGUACCAAGAGCGAGGUUAUAUUUACAUUCAAUGAGGAAGAUCACACACAGCGAUGUGGCAAUGUGGUAUUCCAUUCCUUUGAUCCGGUCACAGUCAGAUUAAGUCUGGACUCGAGCAAUGUACAGCAUGAAAAGUUAGUUUUCAGAUUGGUUAAACCCUACAUCAAGGGUUUCAGUGUGGAGCUAAACUCGGAAACGGAUACCGAUCAGCCACCAGCCAAAAAAAUGAACAAGCAAAAGAAAAAGAAAUAA
Molecule: messenger RNA, 372 nt
Organism: Drosophila nasuta
Lineage: Eukaryota; Metazoa; Arthropoda; Insecta; Diptera; Drosophilidae
Product: exosome complex exonuclease RRP44-like
Exons: 1
Coding region: 1-372 (123 amino acids)
Source: RefSeq, a predicted model, not a curated record